Molecule: messenger RNA, 1213 nt
Organism: Homarus americanus (American lobster)
Lineage: Eukaryota; Metazoa; Arthropoda; Malacostraca; Decapoda; Nephropidae
Exons: 5
Coding region: 111-656 (181 amino acids)
Source: RefSeq, a predicted model, not a curated record
AGCCAGUGUGGGAGAUGUCAAGAACAGGUUAACUAUCAGCGUAGUCGAGUUUCAUCUCUCACUCUAGGUCCUCCUCGUGUCUUGGUCCUGACUGGUGCUGACGGCGAGUUAUGGAGGCCACGGCCAGAAUAGGACAACUGGCGCCAAUAGACCCUGUGUGGAAUAUUCAAAACGAGCUGGUUCUACCGGUGCAUCAGGGGAAACUGGAUGGGAAGAAUCUGGAAGCAGCGGUGGUGCUGGUGUUCAGGAUGGCCAUCCAUAUCAGCAGGGUCUUCAACCCCGGUAACGGCAGGAGCGUGGGGCUGGACCAGGCGUCACUGUACCAGCACCUGGAGGGAUCGCUAGCGACCGUGGGGCUGGAGGGUCGAACCUGUCUCCUGAGACUGGUGUGUGACGCUCAGAGCCCAGCACUUCUUCGACUGAACCUCAUGGGGAGUCUUCUGGCCGCCAUCUUCACACCGCGGGAGGAGGCGGUGAUGGAGGAGUACAAAGAAGCGGCGCGGGUGGGUCGUGCACGAGAGAGCUGCGCCAAACACUACCCCUCCUGCCCCUUCUCCAUCUUCAAUAUCUUCGAUUUCAGCAAGAACUUCAAAGCUUCCAAGAACUUUAUGACCACUUCAACGCCCAAGACUUUUUCGUCAAAGUCCAAGACUUAGUCAACAUUCAAUAACCUCCGAUAACGACUGAAAGAACAAGCUUGAAUGCUGAUGACGGACUGAAGCAAGCACUACUCAAUGGGCAACCAAUUGGGCAGCUCCAAUACGAAAUAUUACAUUCCUUGUUGUAUUCUUUGCCUUUUAUACAACAAGGUCCGCGUCAUUAUACUAAAUCCAGUAUCAUACUGUGAACCCUGAAAUGAAAAAUGGUUAUUCUUGUAUACAUUUUUUUUUAUAUAGGCCUACAGAAUUCCUUGUCAUAUAGCGAUUCCUUUAAUGUAUGCUCAAUUAUCUAGUUAUGUACUGAAUUCUUAACUCUAUACUGAUUCCCUAUUGAUAUGCUGCCAAUUUGUACAGCAUACUGAAAUCUUUAGGUCAAAAAACAAAGCUAGUUCUGACUGGGGAGUGGAAAUCCAGGGGAGCGCAAAUUAUACGUGACACCAUCUAUAUCCCUUAUUUAUAGAUGCUGAAUUCCUUGUAUCGGUAAUUAGAAUCCAUCACUAUAUACUGAAUCCCUUACUAUAAAAUUGUAUACCAGAUCUUUACAGUGUAAUAAA